CCCACGGUGAUCCAGUAUUGGUCGUGGAGCUGUUCGGGCGGGCUUUUGGGGCUAUUAGCCCACUUGCCAUACCAGCCGCUGCAAUCGAUGUAUGCCAAGGAGCAUCGCGACAGAAAAACCACUGCGAGGGGGAGCAAUCUGGCGAGCUCGGGCCGUCGGAAUGACCGCAUGCUGCUGGCGCAAGCAGCGUUAAUAAGUUGCGUUGAAUUCAUCGCACAGGUUUUACUAUAUAGCGCUGCCUCGGUCUGGCCAUGUGCUUUACGAAACCUAAGAUGAACGGGGACCAGACCUCGAUUCAGUCAGACAGGAAACUAACCCGGCGCUUUGGAGCCCAGGAGCCCUUCGCCAAAGUUCGUAAGUGCGAGAAGUCGUUAAUUAAACCAGUAAAAUUUUCAACACGGUGUAACGUGUAUUAACGCUACUGCAAGCUGAUACAGCAUGACUCUUGUCGGGCGCGGCACAGUGCUGUGCGUCUGCGCCCUGCUCCUCGGAUGGCUCGCUCUGGGCCCACGCGGUGUCGCCUUCGCGGACGCUGCCGGGCGGCUGCAGCAAGCAGAUGUCGACAACGUGUCAGUGUCGGAGGCUGCGAUGCCACAACCCGGGGCGCAUAAUGUGGGCGUCAGUGUGGAAACGCCGGAGGUUGGGUUGUGGGUCUGGAGCAGGGCAGGACCUGGCUUGGGCUGGGGCCUUCGCAGGCUGCUCGGCGGGAAGAACAAGGGCAAGGCUGCCCCUCUACCUACGACGGGGCAGACACUACACGUCAAGCUCAAGAGCAAUGGCAAGGGGAAGGCUGCAGUUGCGACGGUGGAUUCCGCCGGUGGAGUGCAGUCCGCAGGACAGGAGUUUAAUGCCAAACGAGCAAUCAACAACAACAACAAGAAAGGCAGCAGCAGCGGCAGCAGCAGCAGCAGCAGCAGCAGCAAAUUAACACCUGCGGCCCAAGGGAAGGCCAGCAGUAGCAAAACGGCGGUGCUGAACAACCUGCCCGCAAACUGGGGGUGGAAGGCGCUUGCCAGCCCUUACGGCAAUGGUGGCCCCGACAUCAGGAACGCCUUCGCAGAGUUGCAGCCCCAGCUGGCUGCAAAGUGGCCCGGCAGCAUCACACACGAGGAGGCGGCGCAGGGAGCACAGGGCGACAUUGGUGGCGGCGUGAAGCUCAAGGGUUACAAUGGGAACACCCCGCGUAUUGAGUAUCAAUCCUCGCAGAUUAAGAUAUCCGACCUUAAGGGCAAGCCGGUCAUGGACAGCACGGGCAAGCAGCUGAGCUUCCGGGCCAUUGACUAUCAAUACGGAACCAAGUCAUUUGCCAGAGUGCAGGUGCCGGUGGGGUACCAGGUCCCAGCCAAGGUCGUGAUGGCAGGUCUAGAGCUCAGCUUUGGAUCCGGCAAGACCGUAGGCAGCGCAUACAACCGACCGGUUGCCGUUCUGCCCCCCGUCAACGCCGAUGGCAGAAGCUUUAAGUCCUUUGCAAAGGCAGGCUUGGCUAGUCAGGCAGAUGGAGACUCAGCAAUCCCGUGGACGGUUGUAGAAGCCCAGGUCGCGUCGGAUCUCAGCACCGGCACCGGCCUGGCUGAUCGUCAGAACAACCUUGUGCUAUUUAGCUCUGAUCCCAAACAGCCCAUUGAAAUGUCAGACCCUGACAGCAACGUGUGGCAGGAGUCGUACAAACCCGGAAGCAGCGCCAUAGACGGCGGUAUGGCGAACCCCAGGCAGACACCCAAGGCGCCGCCGCCUUGCGAUCGCCGGCGGCGCAGCAGGAGCGUGCGGCGACUGCAGCAGGCGGACACCGCCUGUGGCCCCAACAGCGGGGGCGGUACCCCGGGCGGCAGGGAGGGCGGCCAGACGGGCACGACGGCUCCUGGUGAUGCGCCGGCUUCUAGCAGUGAUCAGCAGGGUGGUGAGCAGGGCGGCCCGAGCGGCAUGACCAACAAGAAAUGCCGCUGGGUGCAGUACAAGAGGUCGAAUGGGAGCACGGGCCGGCGCAAGCGGUGCACUGGUAGUGGUAGCGGUGGCAAUAGCUUUUUCGGGCGUUGAGGAUCAGGAAUGGGCGUGAAUUGUGCUGCGUAGGCUGGCCGGUGCGUCGGCAUACUGAUGGUGCGCACUGCUAGUGCCGCGUGCAUGCCGGGUAGUCAUGUGGAUCGCUGCGGCGCGCAGCGGCUGUUUGUGGGCCAGAUGGUACAUACAAAGGCGACUACAGGGUACCGUGUCAAUCGCUCAUCCUUGCCUCUUAUGCGGCGCUGGCGACACAACGGUAUGGUUGAAGGAAGCAUGCAUGUUGAUUGCCCGCCUCGCUCCCUCGAGGUUUAUGAGCUUACAAUGACGACAGCACGCGUGGAGUAACUGAUUUGCGGUCCGGGUGGUUAGUUUGAUGGGGGCAAGCGUAUGGUAGUACCGUAAUACCCAUCUCUGUGUCAUGCAAUCUCUUCGCGGCCACACCUGCGUGAGUUUAGCUACUUGAAUACCUACGCAUGCAGAUUGCAUUGGUUACAAGAGGGACCUGCUGACGCAGUUGACGAGCCAGUGACGUGGAGAACGAACACCCUGAUCUGGACCCCAGGGGCGUGCCGCCUGCAAUGCCGUCGGCCUACUCUAGCUUUAGUAGGCUUGCUCCCAUAGGACGCUCCUCCCGCCAUACCGAACAUGUAUGUUACUAGGUGCCAUCACUCCACCUCCUCUUCCAUUAUGACACUUCGUGGUCUGUUCAGCUUCAUACUUCCAUCUGCUCUUCACUCAAUCCAAGGGUGGCCUGGCGAGACUCGGUCCCACCCCCUCGGUUUGGCACCAAGACACACAUACGAUUGUAACCUAGACGAGAAGUCUGCUAUAACUUGCGAUUUGAUGCGCGCCAUGCAGUUCAACACCUGCGCACUUAGGGGCUGGUUGCAAGACUCCCAACUUGGCCCCGUCGUGGUUUCAUGCUCGAGUAUCAACCCGGCAGCAGCGGAGAAGGUGGAGGCGGCAGCGCGAGAGGUGGCAGCGAGCGAGGCGGCAGCAACGGAGGUGGCCCGUGGCGGCGUGGCCGCUGCGGCCGGUCGGAGAGGUGACGUGUGGACUUCGUGUGGAACCUCAACUUGGAAGAGCGAGGGAUAUGGCACGGACGGUAGUUUGACAGUGACAGUGUAUACGGAUCUUUUAGCUGGGCGCGUGUGAGCAAGGGAGUGGGGGUGAGCAAAGUGUCGAAUGAGGUUGAAUCCAAAAUCCUU
Molecule: messenger RNA, 3203 nt
Organism: Chlamydomonas reinhardtii
Lineage: Eukaryota; Viridiplantae; Chlorophyta; Chlorophyceae; Chlamydomonadales; Chlamydomonadaceae
Exons: 7
Coding region: 589-2034 (481 amino acids)
Source: RefSeq, a predicted model, not a curated record